GAUCGCUCUCACUCACAGAGCCGUGGUUUUUUAUUUGUAUUCCUCUUGAUUCUGGGGAGGGGAAAUACAUGUGGACAUCAUGAAAGUUACCUCUGCUGUGGUGUUGCUCGUCGCCGUGUAUUGGAGCCAGGAGUGGAAGUCGGUGCUCUCGGAUUCAAUCAUCCACAUCGGUGCCAUCUUUGAUGAGUCAGCACGGAAAGAUGACGAGGUGUUUCGUCUUGCUGUGGCAGAUCUCAAUUUGAACAAUGAGAUCUUGGAGACGGAGAAGAUCACCAUUUCAGUGGAGUUUGUCGAUGGAAACAACCCCUUUCAGGCUGUACAAGAAGCCUGCGAGCUGAUGAACCGUGGUAUCCUGGCCCUGGUCAGUUCAAUCGGCUGCAUGUCAGCAGGCAGCCUUCAGACUCUGUCCGAUGCCAUGCACAUCCCCCACCUCUUCAUCCAGCGUUCUCCAGCAGGGAGUCCCCGCUCCGCCUGCCCGCCCACCGGUCGUGUCCCUGGAACCGAUGACUACACCCUAAUGGUCCGCCCACCUGUUUAUCUGAAUGAGGUCAUCAUGCAAGUGGUGUCUGAGUAUAGCUGGCAGAAGUUCAUCCUCUUCUAUGAUUCUGAUUUUGAUAUCCGUGGUAUCGAGGAUUUCCUGGACCGGACCUCUCAGCAGGGAAUGGACGUCUCCCUGCAGAAGGUGGAAUCUAAUAUCAACAUGAUGAUCACAAGCCUGUUCAGGACAAUGCGUGUGGAGGAGCUGCAUCGAUACAGGGAUACGCUGCGCAGAGCCGUGCUGUUCAUGAGCCCAGCCACUGCCAAGGCUUUUAUCACUGAGGUGGUGGAGACCAACCUGGUGGCCUUCGAUUGUCACUGGAUCCUGAUUAAUGAGGAGAUCUCAGACUACGACUUGCAGGAGUUGGUUAUGAAGUCAAUCGGUCGGCUGACGUUGGUGCGGCAGAUGUUCCCCGUGCCCCAGAACACAACUCAGCGCUGUGUCAAACACAACCACAGGAUCAACACUUCCCUCUGUGACCCGAAAAACCCCAGGUCCCAGCAGCUGGAGAUCACCAACCGCUACAUCUAUGACACCGUGCUGCUGCUGGCCAACACUUUUCACAGAAAGCUGGAGGAUAGGAAGUGGCACAGCAUGGCCAGUCUGAGCUGCAUCAGGAAGAACUCCAAACCUUGGCAGGGAGGCAAGAGCAUGCUGGAUACUGUUAAAAAGUUCGGAGUGAGCGGCCUCACAAGUUUCUUGGAGUUCACUGACAACGGCACGAACCCCAACAUCUUCUUUGAAAUCCUGGGGACGAAUUAUGGAGAAGACAGGGGAAGAGGAGUCAGUAGGCUGGCAAUGUGGGACCCAGUCCACGGCUUGAACGGCACACUGACGGACAGGAAAUUGGAAAAUAACAUGAGAGGAGUGGUGCUACGCGUUGUCACCAUUUUGGAGGAGCCGUUUGUAAUGGUGUCUGAGAAUGUUCUGGGGAAACCCAAGAAGUACCAGGGCUUCUCCAUCGACGUCCUGGACGCACUGUCCAACUACCUGGGCUUCAAGUACGAGAUCUAUGUCGCCCCAGACCACAAAUAUGGCAGCAUGCAGCCUGACGGUCAGUGGAACGGACUGAUGGGUGAAUUAGUCUUCAAGCGAGCCGAUGUGGGUCUCUCUGCCCUCACCAUCACGCCUGAGCGAGAGAGUGUUCUGGACUUCACCACACGCUACAUGGAUUAUUCUGUGGGUGUUCUGCUGCGCAAGGCCGAACGCACCGUGGACAUGUUCGCCUGCCUGGCACCCUUCGACCUGUCACUGUGGGCGUGCAUCGCGGGCACCGUGCUCCUCAUUGGCAUCCUGGUGUACCUGCUCAACUGGCUCAACCCACCCCGGCUACCCAUGGGAUCUGUGUCCUCGACUACACUGUACAACUCCAUGUGGUUUGUGUACGGCUCCUUUGUACAACAAGGUGGAGAGGUUCCCUACACCACUCUGGCUACGAGGAUGAUGAUGGGCUUCUGGUGGAUGUUUGCUCUGAUCGUCAUCUCCUCGUACACUGCCAACCUAGCAGCUUUCCUCACCAUCACGCGCAUAGAGAACUCAAUACAGUCUCUACAGGAUUUAUCUAAGCAGACAGACCUGCCUUAUGGUACAGUGCUGGACUCUGCAGUAUACGACCAGGUGCGCUCCAAAUCUAUGAACCCCUUUGAGAGAGAUCCCAUGUACUCCCAGAUGUGGCGGAUGAUCAACCGCACCGGAGGAGGGGACAACAAUGUUGAGGAGUCAAAAGAAGGCAUCCGCAAGGUGAAGUUUGGGCGGUUUGGCUUCGUGUGGGACGCAGCCGUGCUGGAGUACGUCGCUAAUAAUGAUGAGGAUUGCUCCUUCUAUACUGUCAGCAGCCGCGCACCAGACCGUGGAUAUGGUAUCGCCAUGCAACACGGCAGCCCCUACCGGGACAUUUUCUCCCAGAGGUACGAGUAGUAACAGUAAACAACAGUCAGCGGCAUCCUUGACUGCAUUUUACUUGUAAUGUAACGCACGUUUCUCAUGCACGAUGAUGGAGCUGUCACUUUUGUUCCACGCUGUUUAUCUCAGUCAUAUUGUCCUCAGUUUUAGGUUGUGAAAUGUUCUCUUCUUUUA
Messenger RNA from Paralichthys olivaceus (Japanese flounder), 2614 nucleotides. The record is from RefSeq and is a predicted model, not a curated record. NCBI's taxonomy places the organism in Eukaryota, Metazoa, Chordata, Actinopteri, Pleuronectiformes, Paralichthyidae.